Messenger RNA from Musa acuminata subsp. malaccensis (wild Malaysian banana), 1403 nucleotides. The record is from RefSeq and is a predicted model, not a curated record. Lineage: Eukaryota; Viridiplantae; Streptophyta; Magnoliopsida; Zingiberales; Musaceae.
GAUAUCUCCAGUCGACAAGAUGUGGGAUGCAACAAGGCAUUAAUAUGACCUUGGGGUGUACCUGGAGGAGACUAGAUUGGAUCAAAGAGGCACUCGAUGGUGAUCCUUGACAUGAAAUAUCACCCACCCACUGACCGAGACAAAGUGCAACCUGCCACGCCCACAGCAGGACGGGAGAGACCACGUCGGGUUGAUGUUUCCGCAGAGCCAUCGAUGACACCGGCAACUAGAGGCGUCGCCGUGAAACCCAGCAGGCAGGAGGACAAGGCGAGAACGUUAGUGAGGAACAGGAUAGCGAUAAGCACCACCAUGUCGACAUGUCAAGAACCUUGGCCUUUUCUUUCUAUUUCUGCUCUCGGGGUCCCACUCCGUGGGCCCCAGCCGGCGACGAAGGGUUAGCCGUACCAGCGUCGGCUACCGAAUCAGAACUACGGAUGAGCUGUGUGCAUGCCUCACCUGAAGGGCCUCCGUAAUAGACAUAUAUGUGCGCGGGGAGAAUGGUGAUGGUGAAGGAGGAGAUGCGAAGGGGACCGUGGACGGAGCAGGAGGACCUGCAACUGGCAUGGUUUGCGGCCUUGUUCGGUGAACGUCGUUGGGAUUUCAUAGCCAAAGUCUCAGGUCUCAACAGAACGGGAAAGAGUUGCAGGAUGCGGUGGGUUAAUUACCUGCACCCCAGUCUCAAACACGGCCGCAUGACCCCCCAAGAAGAGUGCCUCAUUCUCGAGCUCCAUUCUCGCUGGGGAAACAGGUGGUCUCGAAUCGCACGUAAGCUUCCCGGCCGCACGGAUAACGAGAUCAAGAACUACUGGAGGACUCACAUGAGGAAGAGGGCACAAGAAGAGAAGAGAAGCUUCUCGCCUUCGAGGACGACGACGUCGACGUCGCCUGCUGAUGAUUUCCCGAUUGGAAGUGAACCGCGAGCGGAGGCUGCGGCGGGUUGUCAGCUCAGUAGCAGCUGCAUGAGUCUGGGGCUCGAUGAGGACAGCCAGGGUGCGGAUUGGUGCUCCAUGGAUCAGGCGUGGAACGAGCUGGCCAUGCCCGAAGCAAUCGACGGACGAAGUUUCGAUGAUUGCAGGGAGAGUACUACUACUGCAUGGCCCCCGUCGAUGCCGUCUCCUCCUAUGUGGGAAUGCUGCACUGCCUCGCUGUGGAAGACGGAUGAGGAGGAGGAGGAGGAGGAGCUCAACGGUGCAGCAUUUGGUUUAUGACUACCAUCACACGAGGAUUAACCAUGCAUCGGAUCCAUAUUUUUCUUAAUCUGUUCUCCGAGACACAUCACAGUAGUAGUCGUAGUAGUAGAAUAAGAAGAUAAUAAACGAUCGCAGCCUCCAUCGGAUGGAAUUGUACUGUAGGAUAGUGCGAAGGCCCCCAAUGCCAUAAUCCAUAAAAGGAUUGGAAUUCCA